UUUCCUUCGCUGCGGCAGUUUACGGCAGUCGUUGCAAUGAGGGGCAGGAGCUGAGUUUUCACGACACUUUCCCCCUGAAUGUGUCUGUUCCAGACUCUGCCUGUGGGAGGAUGGACCCUGUGGUGCUGAGCUACCAGGACAGCCUGUUGAGGCGCUCCGACCUGUCUCUACUGGAGGGACCUUACUGGCUCAAUGACCAAGUCAUCGGUUUUGCCUUUGAGUACUUGGCUGCCGAGCGCUUCAGAGCCCUGGGGGAGACCAUCAUCUUCAUCAGCCCCGAGGUCACCCAGUUCAUCAAGUGUGCUUCCUGCCCCGAUGAGCUGGCCAUGUUUCUGGAGCCGCUGGAUCUCGCUUCCCGGCGCUGGGUCUUCCUCGCCGUGAACGACAACUCCAACCAGACCGCGGGAGGAUCCCACUGGAGCCUUCUGGUCUACCACCACACCUCCAACCACUUUGCCCACUAUGACUCUCAAAACGGCGGCAAUUCAGAGCACGCACGGCGCAUCGCCAGCAAGCUGGAGCCCUUCUUAGGGGCCGGGAGGAAAGCGCUGUUUGCGGAGGAGCCCUGCCCGUCGCAGAAGAACAGCUAUGACUGUGGCAUGUACGUGAUCUGUAUCGCAGAGGCCUUGUGUGAGGAGGCGAGGGAGGAGGGGUCGCCACGCCUUCCCGUGCAAGUCAUCACCCCAGCCUACAUCACCCAGAAGAGGGCCGACUGGUGCAGACUGAUCCAGGACCUGGCUCAGAACGACCUCUGCUGCUCGCUGUCUCUUCCUUAGCACGUCUCCCCCCUCAGAAUAUGCAGAUCAGCUGUCAGCCGCCACAUAUCUACUGCUGGAGCCUCUGAAUCCUUGAACACAGCAUUUAACUACAUAUGAAGUAUAUUUCUAUUACACUGCAUCAUACCCCCUAACUAUGAUGGACUUAAAAAAAGAAUGCAGUACUACAAAUCUUUAAUGAUUCACUGAACAAUUGGUACCAUGUUAAUCCUGUGUAUAUGCACAGCAGCAGAUAGUAUGUAAAGAACACCAGCAUGCCUGUAAAAGGAAAUCCCACCUUACAUAUUUAUUGAGGAUGGAGAAUAUUUCAUGUGGACGAGGAGGCGGUGCUGACUUUCUUUCUUUCAUCAGUGUUGAGCGGAUGUAGAACUGUUUACACCGAUUAUUGCUCAGGGUCAUUUUAAAUGAACUAGAAUUGACGAGAAGAAUGUGAAUCUUAACUUUGGCUCCUCUAUGUCCCAUCUGUUCUGGUCACAUUCAUUUCUGUUUAUUUUUAAUUUUAUUUCUUUAGCAGGCCGUAAACGUCUGUAACUUGAGACUUUACAGUUUUGAAACCAUUCAAAAGAAAACGUCUGCAUGAGGAUGAGAUGUGCACUGAGUCCUGUGAGAGCUGGAAUGUACGUUAUGUUCUGAGAUAAAGAAACUAUCAAACUCA
Pleuronectes platessa (European plaice) is the source of this 1431-nucleotide messenger RNA. RefSeq names its product SUMO peptidase family member, NEDD8 specific (gene senp8). NCBI's taxonomy places the organism in Eukaryota, Metazoa, Chordata, Actinopteri, Pleuronectiformes, Pleuronectidae. The record is from RefSeq and is a predicted model, not a curated record. Gene Ontology annotation, biological process: proteolysis. Bases 111 to 776 code for a protein of 221 amino acids. Gene Ontology annotation, molecular function: deNEDDylase activity; cysteine-type peptidase activity. The transcript is spliced from 2 exons.